Messenger RNA from Saprolegnia parasitica CBS 223.65, 2469 nucleotides. RefSeq lists its product as hypothetical. The record is from RefSeq and is a predicted model, not a curated record. Gene Ontology annotation, molecular function: 5'-3' exonuclease activity; 5'-flap endonuclease activity; flap-structured DNA binding. Gene Ontology annotation, biological process: interstrand cross-link repair. Lineage: Eukaryota; Oomycota; Saprolegniomycetes; Saprolegniales; Saprolegniaceae. The coding region runs from base 1 to 2469 and encodes 822 amino acids. Gene Ontology annotation, cellular component: nucleus. The transcript is spliced from 10 exons.
AUGGCCGACGACGACGCGCUGGAGCACGCUGAGGACGUCGAGCUAGCGACCGCCGACAGCGACGCGUAUAUGCAGCACUUUUGCAGCGUCCUGACCAAGAUGAAGGCCAUUUUCUGGGCGCUCUUGGCGCCGGCCGAGCAAGCCAUGGUCGACGAUUUCCUAGCGCUUGCUGAGCCUGCGCAAGCGCUGUACGCGCGCCUCUUUCAGCGCAAGGGCCCGUGGUUCCGGUCCACGUCACUGGAGCAGUACCUGACGUCGAAGCGCAUCAACUGGUCUGCUGUCGACGACGACGAUGGCACGCCGCCGCUGCAGCGCGCCCUAAGCGCCUUGCACGCCGCGGGCUUUGUCGCCGGUCUCAACCACGACACGAAAGAGUUCUCGUCCGUGCUGCACGCGAUCGCGCGCGCCUGCCCGCUACCCGAAGUUGCGCUCAUUCUGCAGGCCGUGGGCGCGUCCACCAAGGGCAAAACCAAGGGCGACAUGCUGGAGCGACUGCGAACGCAUGUGAGCACCCAACGCCGUCUCGACGGCUCGUUCCUGCCUCUAGCGGCCACGGUUCAACGUGUGCUCUACGAUACAGCAACAUGCGCGAAGAAGACCAAGAACGACCUCUUCUUGGUGCAGAUCGCACCCGAGAGUCGAAGCGCCUUUCGCCGGAUGCACCAUCUCGCGUACCUCACCGCGUCGUUUACGAUGCCAACGCGGGCGCCGCCCAAGACACCGAGUUGGGACGAGUGGCGUCAAGUGUUUUUCGCCAACGAGCCCGUGGUGUGGCCCGGCCUGCUGCAGACGUUUAAUCGGUUCAUGGCGCCGACGUAUAUUUGCACGCCCAGCGCCGGCAUGUUUCCCUCGCUCCACGCAUUAGUGCUGUACGAGUGCAGCCGGCGAUUGCGCCAAGCCAUGUACUCGAUUGGCGAGUGCAUUCCGGUGCAAAGCAAGGUGCUAACGCGCGAGCCGUCGCUCUCGAUCGAGUGGCUCGACCACAGCCCGCCGUCGCUGCUCGUCUUUCAGUCGCCAGCACCUCUCGAUGACGCGCCGUGGAAGAUGGCGUGUCACCGCUCCGUCGACACGUUUCUGCGAACGUUCGCCGACUUGGACGCGCUCGUGCUCGAGGUGCGCCAUGCCUUGCGGGCCUACCCCGCGCAAGAGAGUGACGUGGCACGCCCUCCGUUCUUCGCACACUUUGAUGGCGGCUACCAGCUCGUGAAAGCCCUCGACAGUGCGAUAACUAUCUACGAGAAACUCGGGCAGCACGACAAGGCCGUCGUCUUGCUCCAGGAAGCGCUCGCCGCCCGCCGGAUUGGCUACAAGCGUGGUUCGUGGUACGUUCGGCUGGCGGUCAACUUGCACAUGCAUCUCAAGCAGCCGAACGAAGCCAUAACGAUCUGCGACCAAGGCUUGGCCGACGCCGCCGUGCGCGACUGCGACCGCCUUGUCCUGCGGCGCAAGCUCGUCCGGCUCCGCAAACCAAGCCCCAACAACGACAACGACGACGACAACGACGACGAAAGCAAGCCGAAUGAACUCGGAUGCUAUCUCUCGGAAGCGAUCGAAGGCCGGCCGCUGAACCGCGCGACGGGCGAAAAGUCGCGCUUCAUUGGCUACGACGACGCCGGUGUCUCGGUCGAGGAGCUCGUGUUGCAACACUACAACCGGGACGGGUGGUACGGAAGCCACCGCGAAGGCGCCGAGAUGCGCAUGCUCUUUGGUCUUUUGCUCUGGGACGUCAUCUUUAUGCCACAGCCGCACGUCUUUCAAACGCUGUAUCAGGAUCGACCGCUCGACUUGGACAUUCGGUAUGCAGCCCAUUUUUACGCCGCCCGCGCCGACGCGAUCGACGCGACGUUGUCGGCGCUUGCGGCCAUGAGCACCUCGGACUUGACGACGCACAUUGGGCAGCGCUACGACGGCUGCGAGGGUCAAAAUGGCUAUGGCAUGUCGUGGAGUACCUCGAGAGGUUACUUGCAGCUGCUGGCUGCCGGUCUCGGUGGCUCCAGCUUGUCGCGGUUGCUUCGUCUCUGGGUAACUGAGUGCGACUCGAGCGGCAUGCCCGACCUCAUUCUUGUCCGUGUGCCGACAGAGGAUGGCUACGCCAACCUCCAGCGCUACAUCGAUCGCACCGAGACGUCGGCGGAUGCGGACGAAGUGCCAUUGCUGCUGCUCGAGGCAAGCCAGGUGCAGCUCGUCGAGGUGAAAGGUCCGCGCGACGCGCUCUCCGACACGCAACUCGUGUGGCUCAACCGGUUCCGCCAAGCAGAAAUGUGUGCCAAAGUGUGUUUUGUGCACGAGCCCGACGAGAAGAGCAAGGCGCAAGCCAAGAAGGCGGCGACGCGGACGCCCGCAACCAAGCGACCUCGCAAACCGAGUCGCACCACCGCCAAGAAGCGGCAACCGGGUGCGUCGAUCCUUGGCGUCGCAGCCAAACGCAUACCUGAAGUCAUCGAGAUCAGCGACGACGACGACGAGUAA